Molecule: messenger RNA, 5613 nt
Organism: Zea mays
Lineage: Eukaryota; Viridiplantae; Streptophyta; Magnoliopsida; Poales; Poaceae
Exons: 10
Coding region: 4349-5260 (303 amino acids)
Biological process (GO): lipid metabolic process
Source: RefSeq, a predicted model, not a curated record
UCGCAGACGACAAAUUACACCAGCAACUAACUGCCUUCUCUUGCGAUGUCUUACAUAUACUACAUCACAACCAUGCACCUAAUAAUGCGUGCAGUGCAGACUGCAGUGUAUAUUCAGCUAUACCAUCCAGAGUAUCUUCAACUACAAGAUCGUUAUCAUUAUUGUCGUCGUGUACAUAUCUCUAUUCCUAUCUCUCUUUAUGGCUAAGUAUUAUUAUAUCUCGUUGCUAAACACCGCAAGUCAUAUAGCCUGCCGUUUCACGACGAUCUCUCUCUCUCUCUCUCUAUCUGCUGAUUAACCGGCGAAAAGCAAAGGAACGAUUAAUAUAUACUAUUAUUUUAUUAUUAUCUAGCUAAUUGCAAUAUGCUCCCCAUUGCUUGCCGGCAACCUAAAGAUAUACAAGAUGGGCUGUUAUUAGGCGUUUCUCAUCUCUUAGCAGACUUUUAAUUUCGAUACAAGCGACGUCCCCGUGUGAGGACUCGGCAGCGUCCGCAGCAGGGUCUCCCCUGCAAGGCGCGCGCGCGCGGCGACGGACGACGCGAAGCCAGAUCAUAUCCAUGGCGGCGCCGUCCGUCAGCACACCAAGUCAGAUAUCAAUACCUUGCUUUGCAUGACCUGCCGCCGCCUGUAAUGGCGUUGGCGGUUUUCUGGUUUCCCCGUUGGGGAAGCGGAAGUCGACAGCAGAUGAGAAUGAGAUCCCACGCCGUACCAGAUGCACUUCCGCGCAGUAAUCUAAAUAAUUCUUCGCGGAUAAUAGGAUCUUAAAUAAAUUUUACUUUAAAAAUGAAUAGAAACAAGAUAUGGUUCUAAUCCGAUCCAAUAUUUAAAUGUUAUAGCGUAAAAUUUAGAGUCUAUUGUCACUCAUACUUUCGCGCGCCGGAUGCAUGUGACGGGGUGAUUAUUUUUGGAUCUCUCCGGUUCGGCUUUUUUCUACGACUUUUAUGAGAAUCCAGUUGUAGGGAGAAUCUAAGAAUCAUAGAGAUGUUUAGGAUAUAGAAAUCGCGACGACUCGUUCGAUUAUGUGUUCACGUUGAUUUUAGAUGGUUUUUCACCGAACCGAUUCUCGUAGAAGCGGACUGAAAAGCUAGACGUUUGGUAGUCCACAAUAGCUUCCGUGUGGUCACAAUCAGUAAAAAAGUUGAAACAAACACGACCUAAGUCGUCCAACUAAUCGUGAUUUUCGUAUCGGAUUUUUAAACUUAAUAUAUAAUUUGAUACGACGUGAUCUGACUUAAUACCGAGUUAUCCGAUUAAUCGUCCGACUCAAGCAACUAGUUGCGGUUUUGAGUCGUGGAUGACUUAAAUAAAAAAAAAGACUUGGGCUUCAGCUCUCAGUCAUCCCAUUAAGUUUUAGGGUUCCAGAUAGAACCACUUUUAGUCCACCUAUUCUCCUCCCUUCUCUCCAACCCCUCCACUCCUAGCCACCAGCAGCCACUGCUCCUCUACUCCAGUUUUGUUGCUCCUCUGCUCCAAUUCCAACCACCGACAGCCAUUGCUCCAGUUACAAACGUCGGUAGCCACUGCCCCCACUGCUCUAAUAAGUUAUCAACUAUAUAUAUAUAUGGACAAGUAAGUCACUUUCUUGAUUAUAAGCAUUUUUUGUGGAAUCAUUAUCUUUUUACACAGAAAAACAAGGUAAGUUGUCUUGUAUCGGGUUUUAAGGUCUGGACGACUUAGUAUCGAUUAGUCGUCCGAGUUGUCGAUAAGUCGACUAGAUUGACUUCGUCUCAAUGACUUAAAAACAUUGAUGUGACGUCAUGCCUCAUGCGCACAGGUUUUAGGCGCGACAACUGACGUACGUCGCACAAGCACUAAACGUAAAAUCGGUCCGGCCCUAUCCAAACCAGGAGCAACCUCUCCCUCAAAGGUAUCGUCGUCGACGUGACAUACGUCGAACGACGCCUCUCACGUCCCAUUCACUGCUCGUUCCCGCGCUACUUCUAGCGCCUCCUCCACGUCUCGGUGCUGGACAACAUCUCCAUGGCGACACUAGACCACUUGUGCCCCCCGUCACGCUCCUGUUCUCCCAAUUGGCCACCUUCGCUUCUUUGUUGUUGGCUUGAUCUAUAAACGAAAUUUUGCCUUAUGUUGAACAAGGUGCACUCCUCCCUUGCGUGAUCUUCAACAGGGUGCACUCCUCCCUUGCGGAGCUCCUUCGACAAUACAAGGAUGAAAGCAUUAUUUGGCGUUGUCGGUUGCGGCGUCACGACCACUGGUGUUGUCCUCUCAACGAUUCUCCGAGCACCACCCCGUAAACUCCUCAACUUUUGCCUUAUGAGGCCUAAAUGAUGAUCAAUAUUUCUUCCAUCCCAAAAUAGUAUUCUCUUUAAUUCUUGGUUUUUUUAUGCCUAUAUUCAAAUGAGUGAUGAUGAAUCUAGACAUAUAUCUAAAAACACAUACAUCAAUUAUUGUAUGAAUCCAUUAAAAACCUAAGAUGAAUUUUAGUUUGGGACAUAUGAAGUAUAUCUCAGGUGGGGAUCCCCUGGUGGUGACAGUAGAAAAAACGUAAAUCGGUCUGAAUUUUUCAAACCGUGAUUGCCUGUCAAGACGUUACUGCAAAGACACCAACAACAAAUCACCACUGAAAUAAAAAUGAAUCGACAGCAAAGGCGUAAGUCAAAACAAGACAAACAAGAGAGAUAAAAAAAAGAUCAAAAUAUCAGUAAAGAUUCAACCUGCCGUAGCACCAGCGAAUGGAAGCUCAAGACUGAAAUUCCGGAGCGGCACGAUGAAAUCCAUGCCACCGUCGACUACAAAUUAGAAACGGCCCAAACCGAAUCUCAAACAUCAAGCAACAGUAGCUGACCGCAAACAAGAACAUCUCAAAGCAUGAUUCAAUAGACAGAAACUUAGAUGUACGUAUCUCUCUAGGGGCUAUUGCAACAGUCUAACUUCCUUUCUCCAACUUGAAAAUGGGGCCUACUUUAUACGGAAUUGGGCGAUUUUUAAAAAAACAAGACUUGUUAAAUCAUCAAGUCUGUGGUUGAUCCCUUGUUCUAGCAGAAGAAAACUUCAAGAUGUGGAAAUGGUAUUCUAGCUCUAGAACUAGGAGAGGGAAAUCUCAGCUCCAUGCUUCAUGGCAGGUGAGGUACGAUAUGAGUACAAUAUUCACGGUGCGGACUCCGCGUGUCCCGUUGCGGAUUCUUGCAGGUAACUCUCACAGUUGCAUUCAGAUUUCGAUUACUUCCCCUGCCUGCCGCGCUGCUCCCGAAGCCACCACGUGCAUCAACCCAACCCCGGUGCCGCACUGCCGCUAGACCGGCACCGAUGGCGCGCCGCCGGCCACCGACGACUUUGUCGUUUCCACCGUAAAGAGACGUCUCCGACUUGACUGUUCUGUUCAGGAUUGUGAAGCCUGUGCGCGCCCAUGUUCUCCACGAAAAGACGAACUCGUUCUCCUUCACGAUUUCGACAGCAUUGACACGAAAACAGUUGUUAAUCCCUAGCCUAGGUAUCCAUAGAUCCAACCCAGAUGCUGAUGCGGGGGUGCAACAGUGCAAGAACAACUCUGGAUUCCUCCGGAUGAUGCCAUGCCACCAAUCCUCACUAACCAAUUAUUAUUAUCCAACAAAUCCACGAGAAAAGGACGUCCUUUUUUUCUCUCUGAAGAGUGGGAGUGUACCCGGCGGCCUGGCCUACCGCCUUCAUUUCUUGGCACAACCAACCGGGGGCUCGGAAGAGGAGAAGAGCCGACCAGCCGGGCAUAUUCUCUCUUCCUCCCUCCGGUGCUCUCUCCAGCGGUCCAGCCGCAGCGCCCUGAAAGAGGGAGGCUUCCACUCUUCUUUCUCCCCGAGCACCCGCCGUACGUCUCCUGCACCUUCUUCCAGUUUCUCCCAUUUCAGUUUGUCCACUCCCUGUCAUUCCUGCCGCCUCGACCUCCCCGCUCUGGAAGGUCAAAUCCUUCGCCCCUAAGCUUUUAUUUCUGUUUGUAUUUGGUUCUGGAAUCGUUGCCUGCUGGCUGCUGCUGCUGCACAUUACCCCCGUAUUCUGUGCUCCGGCCGUGGGAUUGCCCUGCUCGCUUUCUUUCAAAAAAGAAAAGGAAAAGGAGCAAUUGCUCUGCUCGCUUUCAGUUUGUGUGGUUGACGUCUCUCUCUGAGUCUCUGUGCUUCAGCAGGUUCAGAUUUAGCCUGGGUGCGUCUGCAGGUUCCGGUUCAUGGAGAGAUGGAGCCUGGGUGCCAAAGUGGUAGCUCUCGCACUCCUGCUGUCUGCUGCUUCUCAUGGAAGAGAGUUGCCUGUCAAGAGUAGUGACCGCAGUUUUAUCUACAAUCAUACUCUUGCAAAGACGCUUGUGGAAUAUGCAUCAGCGGUAGGCUACAACUUUCCCUAAUUAUCUUUUUGACAGGUGUAUAUGACAGAUUUAACCGCUCUGUUUACGUGGACAUGCUCAAGAUGCAAUGACUUGACUCAAGUAAGAGACCAUCAAGGAUUCGAGAUGAGAUCUCUAAUUGUUGAUGUGGAGAACUGCUUGCAGGCAUUUGUUGGUGUAGAUCAUAGUCUGAAUUCGAUAAUUGUUGCAAUCAGGGGAACUCAAGAGAACAGUGUACAGAAUUGGAUAAAAGACUUGAUAUGGAAGCAGCUUGAUCUAAGUUAUCCAAACAUGCCAAAUGCAAAGGUGCACAGUGGAUUUUUCUCCUCGUAUAACAAUACAAUUUUGCGUCUAGCUAUCACAAGUGCUGUGCACAAGGCAAGAAAGUCAUAUGGAGAUAUCAAUGUCAUAGUGACAGGCCACUCGAUGGGAGGAGCUAUGGCUUCUUUUUGCGCGCUCGAUCUUGCUAUGAAGCUUGGAGGUGGCAGUGUGCAACUCAUGACUUUUGGGCAGCCUCGUGUUGGCAAUGCUGCAUUCGCCUCAUACUUCGCCAAAUAUGUACCCAACACAAUUCGAGUGACACACGGGCAUGAUAUUGUGCCACAUUUGCCACCUUAUUUCUCCUUUCUUCCCCAGCUGACAUACCACCAUUUCCCAAGAGAGGUAUGGGUCCAGGAUUCUGAUGGCAACACAACUGAACGGAUUUGUGACGACAGCGGUGAAGACCCAGAUUGUUGCAGGUGCAUCUCCAUGUUCGGCUUGAGGAUUCAGGACCAUUUCACUUACCUAGGAGUUGAUAUGGAAGCGGACGACUGGAGCACCUGUAGAAUCAUCACAGCUCAAAGGGUUCAGCAGUUCCGACUGGAGCUAGCGGGCAACAUCAUGAUGACCAAGCACGAUAUCGACGUCUCCAUCGUUGAACCUAGUGUACAAAACAGAUUGGAGCAGUUCUAGAUAGGCGGAACAUUCGUUUUGUCCAGAUUCAGAGAAGCAACAGCCUCUUGUUAAUGCAGUGGAAAUUGUUCAGAGACGAAGGCGACCCUUGUUUUCUCUAUUAGUUCGGUCAGAAUGGGAUGUUCUUUCAGAUCAAGGAAAUAAAUCGGGAGUCAUCUCUUGUAACAAAGAGAAUCAGAGCAUGAUGUACAUAAGGAAAAAUCAUAGGCACGGUUUAUGCUGGAUAUGGUAGGGAUUGCUUCUGUGUAAAUAUAUGUAUACAAUGUAAACUUGCAAUGGCUAUAUUUGCAGCAACAUAAGCACCAAGCUAACUGAAAAAUAUCAGUUAACCGAAUGAAUGAGGCGUAUCUAUA